This is a messenger RNA of Clavispora lusitaniae ATCC 42720, 1674 nucleotides long. It is a transcript of the gene PAP1, whose product is annotated as polynucleotide adenylyltransferase. The record is from RefSeq and is a predicted model, not a curated record. Gene Ontology annotation, molecular function: poly(A) RNA polymerase activity; RNA binding. Lineage: Eukaryota; Fungi; Ascomycota; Pichiomycetes; Serinales; Metschnikowiaceae. Gene Ontology annotation, cellular component: nucleus.
AUGAGCACUAAGACUUAUGGAGUCACUGGGCCCGUCUCUUUAGCAAAUCCCACCCCAAAUGAGAUUAAAUUGAAUGAUCUUUUGAUUUCAGAGCUCAAAGCAAGAGGCUCAUUUGAAAGCGAACAAGCGACUAAGAAGAGAGUAGAGGUGCUCACUUUAUUUCAAAACAUGGUCCAAGAAUUCGUGUACACGGUAUCGAAAAACAAAAACAUGAGCGAUGGAAUGGCGAGAGAUGCGGGUGGUAAAGUGUUUACGUUUGGUUCCUACAGAUUGGGAGUUUAUGGACCUGGUUCUGAUAUUGAUACUCUUGUAGUGGUACCCAAACAUGUGGGCAGAGAAGAUUUUUUCACUGUUUUUGAGCAAAUUAUAAGGAAAAGACCCGAGUUAGAGGAGAUUACAUCCGUCCCUGAUGCAUUUGUUCCUAUCAUCAAAAUCGAGUUCGAUGGUAUUUCCAUUGAUUUAAUUUAUUCUCGGCUCAAUGUUCCCAGAGUGCCUCUUGAUAUGACACUUGAAGAUAAAAAUUUGUUGAAAAAUAUUGAUGAAAAAGACUUGAGAUCAUUAAAUGGAACCCGAGUUACGGAUGAAAUCUUACAGCUAGUUCCUAAGCCGACUGUUUUUAAACACGCUUUGCGCUGUAUUAAGAUGUGGGCUCAGCAAAGAGCUGUAUACGGAAAUGUUUUUGGUUUUCCAGGUGGAGUUGCUUGGGCUAUGUUGACAGCACGUAUUUGCCAAUUGUAUCCUAAUGCAGUGGGUGCUACGAUCGUUGAAAAGUUUUUUACUAUUUACACGAAAUGGAACUGGCCCCAGCCUGUUCUUCUUAAACCAAUCGAGGACGGUCCACUUCAAGUAAGAGUUUGGAAUCCUAGACUAUACCCACACGACCGUCAACAUAGAAUGCCAGUGAUUACUCCAGCUUAUCCGUCCAUGUGUGCGACUCACAAUAUUACUAGUUCAACUCAGAAGGUUAUAAUGAAAGAAUUAGAGAGGGGUGCUGAAAUAAUGAGCUUGGUAGCUUCGGGUGAAAAAACUUGGGCUGACUUGUUCGAAAGACAUUCCUUUUUCCACGAUUAUAAAUUUUACCUAUGCAUCGUUGCUGCUACACUCGCCGAUGACGAAGAACACCACAAAUGGAGUGGUAUGAUAGAGUCGAAGCUCAGGAUACUUGUGCAAAAGCUCGAGGUCACGGACGGUAUUGCAUUAGCUCAUCCUUACGUGAAAGAUUUCUCGAACUCCUAUUUACUUAAAGACAAAAAAGUUGAUGAAAUACUUAAUGCAACUGGGACUUUACAAGGUGAACAUCUUCUUGGGACACUUGAGUCUCCUACAAAACCAGAAAAGCCCCCAUCUGAAGGAGAUUCAACAGAAAAAGCUCUACACAUUACAAGGCUUUAUAUAGGCUUGGACAUCAACUUGUUAAAGUCAGAAGUUGGUGGAGUGAGAAAGUUAGAUAUUCAACACCCAUGUUCUGAAUUUUACAACUUGUGCAAAGGGUGGCUGACAUAUGACACCGAGAAACACUUCAUUCAAAUUAAAAACGUUAAAUUGUUAGAUUUGCCUAACGAUGUCUACGUCGAAGGAGAAGUACGCCCCUCUAAAGCAACAAAAAAACGAAAGAAAGAUAGCAAAGAAGCUCAACUAAAAAGACCAAGAAGUGUUACAACAACCCCAGUAUGA